This is a messenger RNA of Dovyalis caffra, 384 nucleotides long. The record is from the annotation of a GenBank genome assembly. Lineage: Eukaryota; Viridiplantae; Streptophyta; Magnoliopsida; Malpighiales; Salicaceae.
AUGGCAGAGACAUUCAAAGCUGCCUUUCACUGGGAAGGAUUUCCAAUGGCACCAACGGCAGUCACUCGCCAAGAGCAUAAUAUUAAUUUAAUACAAGCCAAACCGUGGAUAAUACCUGAAUCGGGUCCAAGUGAACAGAAGCAGUCCCCAUCCCCAUUCAAUGCCAUGGAUACCAAUCCUGCAGAUGAGAUGAUGGGCAGUCACUCUAUAGACCAUGGACAUAUACCUCAGGCUUUGGGGCUAUUGAUAUCAUUCCAUGUCCGGAUCCAAAAGAUCCAACUGAAGAUUCCUUAUGCAAAAAAUCUCGACAAAAGGAGACUAAACCGAUUUGCCCCAAAUAAGAACAGAUCAGAGAUCAGUCCCUCGUCCCCAGAGGAUGAGUAG